AUGGGCAACGAGGCGAGCUUGGAAGGGGAAGGGCUCCCGGAAGGGCUGGCGGCGGCGGCGGCGGCGGCAGCAGCCGGAGGAGGGGCUGGCGGGGCGGGGAGCUCCUUGCACACCGUGAUCCCGGCCGGCAUGGAGGCGGAUCUGAGCCAGCUGAGCGAAGAGGAGAGGAGACAGAUCGCCGCUGUCAUGUCAAGGGCGCAGGGGCUGCCCAAGGGAAGCGUCCCCCCGGCCGCUGCGGAGCCGCCUUCCAUGCACAGGAAGCAAGAGUUGGAGAGUAGUCAUCCUCCAAAGCAACCCGGAAAACCGCCGGACCCUGGGCGUUCAGCUCAGCCUGGUCUCAGUAAAAGUAAAACUACAGACACUUUGAGGUCAGAGCAGAAGUCGCCUGGAAGGAGUCCUUCCACUAUUAGCUUGAAAGAAUCAAAGUCCAGAACUGAUUUGAAGGAAGAGCACAAGUCUAGUAUGAUGCCUGGCUUCCUCUCAGAGGUUAACCCUUUAAGUGCUGUCUCCUCUGUUGUAAAUAAAUUCAAUCCUUUUGAUUUGAUAUCAGACUCUGAUGCAUCCCAGGAAGAAACUGCCAAGAAACAAAAAAUAGCUCAGAAAGAACAAGGCAAACCUGAAGGAAUCACAAAGCCUCCAUCACAACAAUCACCUAAGCCAGGUCCAAAGCAGCAGGGACCUGUGAGGGUCCCACCACAGCAGGAUGGCUCUCCCAAAUCAGGAUCUUCUCAGCAACCGGAAAAGAUGAAAUCACAGCCCCUAGGGACAGGCAAGCCAGUUCAGGGGCUUACCCAGGCACCUCAGAUAGACCAGGCACAGUUGCCACUUCAGAGAGAUGCAGCCAGGCCUCAGACUAAACAGUCCAAUGCUGUAAGGGGAGAAUCAGUUAAACCCUCAGUGCAAAGCCCAACCAAACCAUCUAUUCAGCAAGCAAGUCCUGGAAAACCUUCAGCCCAGCAACCUGGACCUGAAAAAGUUGCCACACCACACCCUGGGCCUGCAAAGCCCUCAGCUCAGCAACCAGGGCCAACAAAGGCCUUAGCUCAACAGCCAGGGACAGCAAAGCCCCCAGUCCAGCCACCAGGGACAACAAAGCCUGCUGCUCAGCAGCCUGGGCCAAAGUCUUCAGCUCAGCCUCUUGGGCCUGCGAAGCCUCAAGCUCAACAGGCUGGGUCAGAGAAACUUCCAUCUCAGCAGCCAGGGCCAGCAAAGCCCCCAGCCCAGCAGCCAGGGCCAGCAAAAUCCCAAGCUCACCAACCUGGGCCACAGUCCCCAGCUCAGCCACCUGGGCCUGCAAAAGCUCCUUCUCAGCAGGCUGGGCCAACAAAGUCUCCGGCUCAGCAGCCUGGGCCAGGAAAAACUCCACCUCAACCGCCUGGCCCAGCAAAACCCCCUCCUCAGCAGCCUGGCCCAGCAAAACCCCCUCCUCAGCAGCCUGGCCCAGCAAAACCCCCUCCUCAGCAGCCUGGCCCUACAAAGCCCCCAACUCAGCAGCCUGGCCCGGCCAAGCCCCCUCCUCAGCAGCCUGGCUCUGCAAAGCCCCCUCCUCAGCAGCCUGGUUCUGCAAAGCCUUCACCUCAGCAGCCUGGUUCAGCAAAACCCACUCCUCAACAGCCUGGCCCAGCAAAGCCUUCAGCUCAGCAAUCUCCAAAGCCAGUAAGCCAAACAGGAGCUGGGAAGCCUCUGCAUCCAUCGACUUCUCCAUCUGCAGCACAGACUCCAGUACAAGGCCUCCCUAAAACCAUCUGUCCUCUUUGCAAUACCACUGAACUUCUGUUGCAUGUUCCAGAAAAGGCCAAUUUUAACACAUGCACUGAGUGUCAAACCACUGUAUGUAGCCUCUGUGGUUUUAAUCCCAAUCCUCAUUUAACCGAGAUAAAAGAGUGGCUCUGUUUAAACUGUCAGAUGAAGAGAGCUCUGGGAGGUGAUCUGGCUCCAGUCCCAUCAUCCCCUCAGCCCAAACCGAAGACUGCCCCCGUUACUCCUGCAUCCGCAGUGAGCAAACCAUCCCCACAGCCACAGCCGACUUCUCCAAAGAAGGAUACUGUACCCAAACAGGAUAUCUCAAAGGCCCCCGAGUCUAAGAAGCCCCCACCACUAGUGAAACAACCAACCAUUCACGGAUCUCCCCCACUGGCAGCCAAGCAGCCUCCUGUGGCCGAGUCCUCAUCCAAGCCUGCCCCCCCCAAAGAGCCUUCGGUCCCAUCUGAGCAGGCCAAGGUCCCCAUGGCUGAGGAUAAACCAAAGCAACCCAAGACGGUGAAACCAGCCACAGACAUUGUGUCUUCAUCGUCGAUAGCAGCAAAACCUGAUAUUCCAAGCUCCAAAGUACAGUCGGAGGAUCAAGAGAGAAUAGCCCCUCCUCUGAAAACAGAUGCUGCCAAACCCUCACAGAGUUUUCCACCAACAGGAGAAAAAGUCACCCCCGUCGAUUCUAAAGUCAUACCCCAACCUGCAUCAGAUUCAAAAAUUAUUUCGCAUCCUGGGCCUAGUUCAGAGAGCAAAGGUCAAAAGCAAGUUGAUCCAGUUCAAAAGAGGGAAGAACCCAAGAAAGCACAAACCAAAAUGACUCCUAAGCCAGAUGCCAAGCCGAUGCCAAAGGAGUCACCUCCGCCCCCAGGCCCACGACCUACCACUGGCCAAACUGCCCCCACAUCUCAGCAGCCCCCAAAGCCUCAGGAGCAGUCAAGACGCUUCAGUCUGAAUCUGGGAAGUAUUACUGAUGCCCCCAAAUCACAGCCCACGACGCCUCAAGAAACUGUGACUGGAAAACUCUUUGGGUUUGGAGCAUCGAUCUUCAGCCAGGCAUCAAAUUUAAUCUCCACAGCAGGCCAGCCUGGGUCUCAGUCUCAGAGUGGGCCUGGGGCCCCAACGAAACAAGGCCCUCCUCCGCCACAGCCACCUCCUCAGGGGCCACCCAAAUCCACGGGUCAGGUGCCAGCAGCACCUGCAAAGGUUAUCCCUGUGAAAAAAGAAACAAAAGCUCCAGGGGCUGAAAAAUUAGAGCCCAAAGCUGAAGGAGUUCCAACCGUAAAAAGAACAGAAACAGAAAAGAAGCCUCUGCCUGUUAAGGAUAGCAAAGCUUCAGCAGCGGAGCCUCAGAACGCUGUCAUUCCCCCCAAGUUGGAGAAAACCCCCAAACCAGAAUCGACCUGUCCUCUCUGCAAAACUGAACUCAACGUAGGUUCUCAGGAUCCUCCUAACUUCAGUACUUGCACUGAAUGCAAGAAUCAAGUGUGUAAUCUCUGUGGAUUUAACCCUACACCGCACUUGACUGAGAUUCAAGAAUGGCUUUGUUUAAAUUGCCAAACCCAGAGAGCAAUAUCAGGACAGCUUGGAGAUAUGGGCAAAAUGCCACCUACACCUUCAGGACCCAAAGCCUCUCCUAUACCUGUCCCUCCAGAACAACCAUCUCAGAAAACAGCAAUGCCUACCCAAGUAAAAAUGAAGAAGAAGGAACAAGAAGUAAAAACAGAAGCUGAGCAAGUCAUUCCAGAAAAAGUGAAAGAAAUACCAUCAGUUGAAAAGAUUGUCCCAAAGGUGACCACAGAUCACAAACAGGAGAGUCAACUAAAGGAAGACAAAACUUCAGCCCCUCAAGAAAAAAAGCCACCCCCUGAAGACAAAAAGCCACUCCCAGAAGAAAAAAUACCACCUCUUGAAGAAAAAAAACCAACUUCUGAAGACAAAAAGCCAGCCCCUGAAGACAAAAAGUUACCUCCAGCAACAAAACCAUCAGCUCUAGAGGCGGAACAGAAACAAGACUUACUUAAAACUCAAGUACCAACCACUGAAGAAGAGCCGGAAGGCAGAGUGGCUCCUCAGGUGGUACAGGAGAAACCGCCACAGACCAAGAUGGAGGCUGCACCCUCUGGCCUGACUCCAAGUUUGCCCAAGGAAGAUGAUGAGGCGACUCAAAAGAUGAAAGGACAGCAACAAGUGGCACGCACAGCAAAGCCUGAACCUGGGAGAGAAAAAACAGAAAAGGAAGAUGACAAAUCAGACACCUCAAGUUCUCAACAACCAAAAAGCCCACAAGGUCUGAGUGACACAGGAUAUUCUUCUGAUGGGAUAUCAAGUUCACUUGGUGAAAUUCCAAGUCUUAUUCCAAGUGAUGAAAAAGAUUUGCUCAAGGGACUCAAAAAAGACUCUUUUUCACAAGAAAGCAGCCCUUCCAGCCCCUCAGAUUUGGCUAAGUUAGAAAGUACCGUUCUAUCCAUUUUGGAAGCUCAGGCAAAUACACUUGUUGAAGAAAAGGCAGAAAAGAAAACCCAACCUCAUGAGGUUUCUUCUGAACCACCUAAGGACGAACCGAAAACUCAGAGUUUAUCUGAAACCCUAGAAACUACAAUUGCAGAAGAAGAGGUCACAAAGAGUCAAGAAGAAAAGGACACUUUAAAAAAAGAUAGCCAACAAGAUGUUCCUUCCAGAAAGGACCAUGAAGAAAAGCCUGAGUUUGUUGAUGACACAGCUACCAGAAGACAGCCUUAUGAUUCAGUUGAAGACAGUAGUGAAAGUGAGAACUCACCUGUUCCACAAAGAAAACGGAGAACUAGUGUUGGUUCAUCAAGCAGUGAUGAGUAUAAACAAGAAGAUAGUCAAGGAUCAGGUGAAGAGGAGGACUUUAUUCGAAAACAAAUCAUAGAAAUGAGUGCUGAUGAAGAUGCUUCAGGUUCUGAAGAUGAUGAGUUCAUUAGGAGCCAGCUCAAAGAGAUUAGUAGUAGUAUUGAGAGCCAGAAGAAGGAAGAAACAAAAGGGAAAGGGAAAGCGACAGCAGGGAAACACAGGCGACUAACUCGGAAAAGCAGUGCAAGCUUUGAUGAUGAUGCAGGGAGACGCCAUUCGUGGCAUGACGAAGAUGAUGAGACAUUUGAUGAAAGCCCUGAGCUUAAGUACAGAGAGACUAAAAGUCAGGAGAGUGAAGAACUUAUAAUUGCUGGAGGAGGGGGGCUACGUCGAUUCAAAACAAUUGAACUCAACAGCACGAUAGCAGAUAAAUAUUCUGCAGAGUCCUCACAGAAAAAAACAGCUCUGUAUUUUGAUGAGGAGCCAGAAUUAGAAAUGGAAAGCCUGACAGACUCUCCAGAAGAUAGGUCAAGGGGGGAAGGAUCUUCUAGUCUUCAUGCUUCCAGCUUCACUCCCGGCACAUCCCCUACAUCAGUGUCAUCACUUGAUGAGGACAGUGACAGUAGCCCGAGUCACAAAAAAGGAGAGAGCAAGCAGCAACGUAAAGCUCGGCACAGGUCACAUGGUCCUCUUUUACCUACUAUUGAAGAUUCUUCAGAGGAAGAAGAAUUGAGAGAAGAAGAAGAAUUAUUAAAGGAGCAAGAAAAGCAGCGGGAAUUGGAGCAGCAACAAAGAAAGACUUCUAGUAAGAAAUCAAAGAAAGACAAAGAUGAACUUCGAGCUCAGAGAAGGAGGGAAAGACCAAAGACACCACCAAGUAAUCUCUCUCCCAUUGAAGAUGCAUCUCCAACAGAAGAAUUACGUCAGGCUGCAGAAAUGGAGGAGCUCCAUCGAUCUUCUUGUUCUGAAUACUCACCUAGCAUAGAGUCAGACCCAGAAGGUUUUGAAAUAAGCCCAGAAAAAAUAAUAGAAGUGCAAAAAGUUUACAAAUUGCCCACAGCUGUGUCUUUGUACUCACCAACAGAUGAGCAGUCUUUUGUGCAGAAAGAAGGUGGCCAAAAGGCAUUAAAAAGUGCCGAGGAGAUGUAUGAAGAAAUGAUGCAUAAAACCCUCAAAUAUAAAGCUUUUCCAGCUGCAACUGAACGAGAUGAAAUGUUUGAAAAAGAGCCUUUGUAUGGUGGGAUGUUAAUAGAGGAUUAUAUUUAUGAAUCUCUAGUAGAGGACACAUACAAUGGUUCGGUAGAUGGCAGUCUGCUAACAAGGCAAGAAGAUGAAAAUGGUUUUAUGCAGCAGAGAGGGAAAGAGCAAAAAAUAAGAAUUCCAGAACAGAUUUAUGAAGAUCCUAUGCAAAAAAUAACAGACCUCCAGAAAGAGUUUUAUGAGUUAGAAAGCUUACAUUCUGUUGUGCCUCAAGAAGACAUCGUUUCAAGCUCUUAUAUCAUCCCAGAAAGCCAUGAGAUAGUGGAUCUGGGUAGUAUGGUAACUUCUACCAGUGAAGAAAAAAAAUUAUUAGAUGCCGAUGCUGCCUAUGAAGAACUCAUGAAGAAGCAGCAGAUGCAGUUAACACCUGGAGCCAGUCCAACCCAGCCCCACAUCGGGCUUGAUAUGACAGAGUCUACUGUGGAAUUUGACAGGGUGCCUGAUGCAUCUCUGACAUCAAGUGUUCUCUCAGGAGCAUCUCUUACAGAUUCGACCAGCAGUACAACGCUCUCUAUCCCCGAUGUCAAAAUAACCCAACAUUUUUCAACAGAAGAAAUUGAGGAUGAAUAUGUAACUGAUUAUACGAGGGAAAUUCAAGAAAUAAUUGCCCACGAGUCACUGAUUUUGACCUACUCUGAGCCUUCAGAAAGUGCUACAUCUGUCCCACCCUCUGACACACCCUCUCUCACGUCAUCUGUUUCUUCAGUUUGUACCACAGAUAGCUCCUCACCCGUUACUACCUUGGAGGGCAUAACCACAGUUUAUACGGAGCCAGUGGACAUAGUAACUAAGUUUGAAGAUUCUGAGGAGAUUUCUUCAUCAAUGUAUUUUCCAGGCAGUGUUAUAGACUAUCCAGAAGAAAUAAGUAUCUCUUUCGAUCGGACUGCCGUACCAGAUGGAAGAACCAGUGCUGAACAUAUUGUGAUUUCCUUAUCUGAUAUGGAACCUCCUAGCAUAGAAUCUGUAGGAGCUAAACCCGAGGGACUCAUUGCCGGCACUAUUUCCACUGACUCAUCUCCAUCUGAGAAAGACCCAAUGAAGAAAGCCAAGAGGGACACAGGGAAUGGAAUUAUUCUUGAGGUUUUGGAAGCUUACAGAGAUAAAAGGGAAAAGUCUGAGGUUGAACUAACAAAAAUGGGCUUAUCUGAAACUGUGUUUGAUCACCUUCCUUCUUCUGCUAUUGCCAUGGAGGAGCAGGUUCCAGCAACAUGCUUUCUGUCUGGACGGGUCUUUGAUCAAGCAAAACCUGCAUCUCAGUUACCAUCUGGCCGUCCUUCUGUUACCCCUCUACCAACUAAAACUCGUCCAUUCUUUAGAAGUUCUUCUUUGGAUGCAUCAGCCCAACCUCCUCCCCCACCUCCCCCUCCGCCUCCCCCUCCUCCCCCUCCCCCUCCUCCUCCUCCUCCUCCACCUCUUCCUCCACCAACCUCACCUAAACCACCUGUUCAUCCUAAAAAAAAGUUAACAGUUACAACUCCAGUGACUCUAACUCCUACAGCUACACCUCUAGUUGAUGCUGUUACUACAAUAGAGGCCACAGCUAUUCCAAGAAGUAGUGGGUUACCUAUAACAAAAAUAUGUACCACUGCACCUCCUCCUGUUCCUCCUAAACCAUCUUCCAUCCCAUCUGGACUUGUAUUUACACACAGACCUGAGCCAAGUAAACCUCCAAUUGCCCCUAAACCAGCAGUUCCUCAGCUUCCAGUAACUCCACAAAAAUCAGCAGAUACACACCCCAAACCGACAGGUCUAUCUUUAACUUCAAAUUUGACACUAAAUUUAGUGACUUCAGCAGAUUAUAAAUUACCUUCCCCUACUUCCCCACUUUCCCCUCACUCUAACAAGUCCUCCCCAAGAUUUUCCAAAUCCCUCAUGGAAACCUACGUGGUUAUCACAUUGCCUUCUGAACCUGGGACUCCAACAGAUUCUUCAGCUAGUCAAGCAAUUACCAGUUGGCCCCUGGGAUCACCCCCCAAAGACCUGAUUUCCAUCGAACCAGUGUUUUCUAUAGUUUCUCCUUUAACAACUGCAGGAAUGCCAAGUUCUUCAGAACAGAGCUUUUACAUCUCCGGAGCUCUGGAGACAUUUUCUGCUCUCCCUGUCACAACACUGUCUUCAUUUCAGGCAGCCCCAACUUCAGUGACACAGUUUUUUACAACUGAAGUAUCUAAGGCUGAGGUCUCAGCAGCCAGAAGUGCAAUUCCUAGUGUUGGUCUCAGCAGUGUCUCAAUCUCAGUUCCUCCGGAGCCUCUUGCUCUAGAUAACCUACAUUUAGAGAAGCGUCAGCAUAAGGAAAACGGAAAGGUGCAGCUUGUUGGGGAUGCCAUUGAUUUGCGUACAGUACCAAAAGUAGAAGUUAAAGCAACUGAAAAGUGUAUGGAUCUUUCUGCUUCCACCAUGGAUAUGAAAAGGCAGGCCACCGCAAGUGACAUUUAUGGCAGACAGAUUAGUGCUGUCCAGCCCUCCAUUAUAAAUCUCAGUGCUACUCCAUCAAUAAUAAAGCCUAUGUCCCUGGUCACUGAGACAGUGACUGUUGUCACGUGUGCAGCUAGUUCAAGUUACACCACAGGUACAGAAAGCCUAGCGGGCGCAGCACAUGCAACAACAGCACCACUCCAGCUUACUACAUCAAAGCAUGCUGAGCCUCCAUACAGGAUACCAAGUGGCCAGGCCUUCCCUGCAGUUAGGGAGGACGCACCAAUAAACUUAUCCUUAGGUCCUUCGGCACACCCAGUGACAUUGGCUAUUACAAAACCUGUUACUGUGCCUCCUGUUGGUGUCACAAAUGGAUGGACUGAUAGCAUCACAUCCCAGGGGAUCACUGACGGGGAAGUAGUAGACCUCAGUACAACAAAGUCUCACAGAACUGUUGUAACGAUGGAUGAAUCCACGUCAGGUGUGGUGACCAAAAUAAUAGAAGAUGAUGAAAAGCCUGUUGAUCUGACUGCAGGAAGAAGAGCUGUAUGCUGUGAUAUGGUUUAUAAAUUACCCUUUGGAAGGAGCUGCACAGCCCAGCAGCCUGCAACUACUCUUCCUGAGGAUCGUUUUGGUUAUAGGGAUGACCACUAUCAAUACGAUCGAUCAGGGCCAUAUGGUUAUAGAGGGAUUGGGGGAAUGAAACCUUCCAUGUCUGACACUAAUUUAGCAGAAGCUGGACAUUUUUUCUAUAAAAGUAAAAAUGCUUUUGAUUACUCUGGAGGAACUGAUGCAGCAGUAGAUCUAACUUCAGGGAAAAUUGCUACAGGUGAGGUAAUGGAUUAUUCAAGCAAGACUACAGGUCCAUAUCCAGAAACACGACAAGUCAUUUCAGAAGUUGGGAUUAGUACCCCACAGUAUUCCACAGCAAGAAUGACUCCACCUCCAGGAUCCCAGUAUGGUGUGGGGAGCGUUUUGAGGUCAACUAAUGGUGUUGUCUAUUCUUCAGUAGCAACUCCAAUUCCCUCCACAUUUGCUAUUACCACACAGCCUGGCUCCAUUUUCAGCACCACGGUGAGGGAUUUGUCUGUUGUGCACACAGCUGACGCAGUGACUUCAUUAUCCGCCCUGCACCAGAGCCAGCCAAUGCCUCGAUCAUAUUUCCUAACAACAGGUGCAUCUGAAACAGACAUGGUGGCACCUGGUAUUGAUAUCAAUGCCAGUUUGCAAACUCUUACAAUGGAACCUCUUACUGCUGAGACAAUAGACUCAGUUCCCACUUUAACCACAGCAUCUGAAGUGUUUCCUGAAGUGGUGGGAGAUGAAAGUGCUAUUUUAAUUGUCCCCGAAGAAGAUAAACAACAGCAGCAGCUCGACUUGGAGCGUGAGCUCUUGGAACUGGAGAAAAUUAAGCAGCAGCGUUUUGCUGAGGAACUGGAGUGGGAACGUCAGGAAAUUCAAAGAUUCCGGGAACAAGAAAAGAUCAUGGUUCAAAAAAAGCUGGAGGAGCUACAGUCUAUGAAGCAGCACCUUCUCUAUCAGCAAGAAGAAGAGCGGCAAGCCCAGUUCAUGAUGAGGCAAGAGACAUUAGCUCAGCAACAGUUACAGCUGGAGCAGAUCCAGCAGCUGCAGCAACAGCUUCACCAGCAGCUAGAAGAGCAAAAGAUUCGCCAGAUCUACCAGUAUAACUAUGACCCUUCUGGAACUGCUUCUCCACAGACCACAACGGAGCAGGCAAUUUUGGAGGGUCAGUAUGCUGCCCCAGAAGGCAGUCAGUUUUGGGCAACAGAGGAUGCAACCACCACCGCCUCCGCUGUUGUGGCGAUUGAAAUACCACAGAGCCAAGGGUGGUACACGGUUCAGUCUGAUGGUGUUACUCAGUACAUCGCCCCACCUGGCAUCCUGAGUACUGUUUCAGAAAUACCUCUGACAGACGUGGUGGUAAAAGAUGAGAAACCACCCAAAAAGAGAAGCUCUGCAGCUAAAGGCCGUGGACAAUAUGACGAGAUGGGGGAAUCCGAUGAUCCCCGGUGCUUUAAAAAGAUCGUGGACAGCGGCGUACAGACGGACGAUGAGGAUGCAGCUGAUCGGAGUUAUGUGAGUCGGCGGAGGAGAACCAAGAAGAGCGUUGAUACGAGCGUCCAAACCGAUGAUGAAGAUCAGGACGAAUGGGAUAUGCCUACUAGAGCAAGGAGAAAAGCUCGAGUCGGCAAGUAUGGUGACAGCACUACGGAGGCUGACAAGACCAAAUCCCUUUCCAAAGUCUCCAGUAUAGCAGUUCAAACAGUAGCAGAGAUAUCUGUGCAGACUGAACCAGUGGGAACCAUAAGAACACCGUCAGUACGGGCACGCGUGGAUGCCAAGGUAGAAAUAAUUAAACACAUUUCAGCACCUGAAAAGACUUACAAAGGGGGCAGUUUAGGAUGUCAAACAGAAGCAGAAUCAGACACACAGAGUCCUCCAUACCUGAGUGCCACAUCUCCACCCAAAGACAAGAAACGCCCAACACCUUUAGAGAUUGGUUACUCAUCUCACCUUCGGGCAGAUUCCACAUUACAGCUGGCUCCUUCCCCACCCAAAUCUCCAAAAGUCCUUUAUUCACCCAUCUCACCACUUUCACCAGGCAAAGCCUUAGAAUCAGCCUUUGUACCUUAUGAAAAACCCCUCCCUGAUGAUAUAAGUCCGCAGAAAGUACUGCAUCCAGAUAUGGCUAAAGUGCCCCCUGCAAGUCCUAAGACAGCCAAGAUGAUGCAGCGGUCCAUGUCUGACCCCAAGCCUCUGAGUCCAACAGCAGAUGAAAGUUCCAGGGCUCCUUUUCAGUAUACCGAGGGCUACACGACAAAAGGUUCUCAAACCAUGACACCCUCUGGCACCCAGAAAAAAGUUAAGAGAACUCUGCCAAACCCACCCCCUGAGGAGACCUCCACAGGCACUCAGUCAACAUACAGCACAGUGGGCACAGUUUCCAGGAGGAGGAUCUGCAGAACCAACACAAUGGCACGAGCCAAGAUUCUCCAGGAUAUAGACAGAGAGCUUGAUCUUGUAGAGAGGGAAUCUGCAAAGCUGAGAAAGAAACAAGCAGAACUUGAUGAGGAAGAAAAGGAGAUUGAUGCCAAGUUACGGUACCUGGAAAUGGGAAUUAACAGGAGGAAGGAGGCAUUAUUAAAGGAGAGAGAAAAGAGAGAGCGAGCCUACCUCCAGGGAGUAGCUGAGGAUCGGGAUUACAUGUCUGACAGUGAAGUGAGCAGCACCCGACCAACCCGAAUAGAAAGUCAGCAUGGCAUAGAGCGACCAAGAACUGCUCCCCAAACUGAAUUCAGCCAGUUUAUACCACCGCAAACCCAAACAGAAUCUCAACUAGUUCCUCCUACAAGUCCUUAUACACAAUACCAAUAUUCUUCCCCAGCUCUUCCUACCCAAGCACCUACCCCAUACACCCAACAGUCCCAUUUUCAGCAACAGACUUUGUACCAUCAGCAAGUUUCACCUUAUCAGACUCAACCAACAUUUCAGGCUGUUGCAACAAUGUCCUUCACACCUCAAGCUCAACCUACACCAACCCCACAACCUUCUUACCAGUUACCAUCACAGAUGAUGGUGAUACAACAAAAACCACGGCAAACUACAUUAUAUUUGGAGCCCAAGAUAACUUCAAACUAUGAGGUGAUUCGCAACCAACCCCUGAUGAUAGCACCUGUUUCUACUGAUAAUACAUAUGCUGUUUCUCAUCUUGGGAGUAAGUACAAUAGCUUAGACUUGAGAAUAGGAUUGGAGGAAAGAAGUAGCAUGGCAAGCAGUCCAAUAUCAAGCAUAUCUGCAGAUUCUUUCUAUGCGGAUAUUGACCAUCAUACUCCACGAAAUUAUGUCCUAAUUGAUGACAUUGGAGAGAUUACCAAAGGAACAGCAGCACUAAGCACUGCGUUUAGCCUUCAUGAAAAGGAUCUGUCAAAAACAGAUCGUCUCCUUCGAUCCACUGAAACACGUAGGUCUCAAGAAGUGACGGAUUUCCUAGCACCUUUACAGACUUCCUCCCGAUUGCAUAGUUAUGUGAAAGCAGAGGAAGAUCCCAUGGAAGAUCCCUACGAGUUAAAGCUUCUGAAACAUCAGAUUAAACAAGAAUUCCGUAGAGGGGCAGAGAGCUUAGAUCACCUUGCUGGUCUUUCCCAUUAUUACCAUGCUGAUGUGGGCUAUAGACAUUUUCCAAAAUCAGAAAAGUACAGCAUUAGUAGACUCACACUUGAAAAACAAGCAGCAAAACAACUACCAGCAGCCAUACUUUAUCAAAAGCAAUCAAAACAUAAGAAGUCACUAAUUGAUCCUAAAAUGUCAAAAUUUUCACCCAUUCAAGAAAGUAGAGAUCUCGAACCUGAUUAUUCAAGCUAUAUGACUUCUAGCACUUCGUCUCUUGGUGGCAUUUCUUCCAGAGCAAGGCUUCUUCAAGAUGACAUCACUUUUGGCCUCAGAAAAAAUAUUACAGACCAACAGAAAUUUAUGGGGUCAUCUCUUAGCACAGGGCUGGGCACAUUAGGAAAUACCCUAAGGUCGGCUUUGCAGGAUGAAGCAGAUAAGCCAUACAGUAGUGGCAGCAGGUCCAGACCUUCUUCCAGACCUUCUUCUGUCUAUGGCCUUGACUUAUCAAUUAAAAGAGAUUCUUCCAGCUCUUCCCUAAGACUGAAAGCUCAAGAGGCUGAAGCUCUAGAUGUUUCCUUUAGUCAUGCAUCACCUUCUGGCAGAACUAAGCCGACCAGCUUACCAAUUAGCCAGAGUAGAGGAAGAAUACCAAUUGUGGCCCAAAAUUCUGAAGAAGAAAGUCCACUCAGUCCCGUUGGCCAGCCAAUGGGAAUGGCCAGGGCUGCAGCUGGACCCCUUCCACCAAUAUCUGCAGACACCAGGGAUCAGUUUGGAUCAAGUCACUCAUUGCCUGAAGUUCAGCAACACAUGAGAGAAGAAUCACGAACUCGAGGCUAUGACCGUGACAUAGCGUUCAUCAUGGAUGACUUCCAACAUGCCAUGUCCGACAGUGAAGCCUAUCAUCUGCGUCGUGAAGAAACAGAUUGGUUUGACAAACCCAGGGAGUCUCGUUUGGAAAAUGGACAUGGUCUGGAUCGCAAACUACCAGAAAGAUUGGUCCACUCUAGACCAGUUAGUCAACAUCAAGAGCAAAUUAUACAGAUGAACGGGAAGACUAUGCACUACAUCUUUCCUCAUGCAAGGAUAAAAAUAACAAGAGACUCGAAGGAUCACACAGUUUCAGGUAAUGGAUUAGGAAUUAGAAUUGUGGGUGGUAAAGAAAUCCCUGGACAUAAUGGAGAAAUUGGAGCCUAUAUUGCCAAAAUUCUUCCUGGAGGAAGUGCAGAACAGACAGGGAAACUUAUAGAAGGGAUGCAAGUAUUGGAAUGGAAUGGAAUUCCUUUAACUUCUAAAACGUAUGAAGAAGUGCAGAGUAUCAUUAGUCAGCAAAGUGGGGAAGCAGAAAUAUGUGUAAGACUGGACCUCAAUAUGCUCUCAGACUCUGAAAAUCCCCAGCACCUGGAACUUCACGAGCCACCAAAAGCCGUGGAUAAAGCGAAAUCCCCAGGGGUUGACCCUAAGCAGUUGGCAGCAGAGCUCCAGAAGGUUUCGUUGCAACAGUCUCCACUGAUUGUGUCGUCCGUUGUGGAGAAAGGAUCUCACGUUCAUUCAGGUCCUACAUCAGCGGGAUCCAGUUCCGUUCCCAGCCCCGGGCAACCAGGGUCCCCCUCUGUGAGCAAAAAGAAACACAGCAGCAGCAAGCCUACUGAUGCAACAAAGGUUGUCUCUCAUCCGAUUACGGGGGAAAUUCAGCUUCAAAUCAACUAUGAUCUUGGAAAUCUCAUAAUCCAUAUUCUCCAAGCAAGAAACCUUGUCCCCCGAGACAACAAUGGUUACUCAGACCCCUUUGUGAAAGUGUACCUUCUUCCUGGGAGAGGUCAAGUCAUGGUUGUCCAGAAUGCAAGUGCUGAGUACAAGAGGAGGACUAAAUAUGUUCAAAAAAGUCUUAAUCCUGAGUGGAAUCAAACAGUUAUUUAUAAAAGUAUCUCCAUGGAACAGCUCAAGAAGAAAACACUGGAGGUGACAGUCUGGGAUUAUGAUAGAUUUUCUUCCAAUGACUUUCUUGGUGAGGUAUUGAUUGAUUUAUCUAGCACAUCUCAUCUCGAUAACACUCCAAGAUGGUAUUCUCUCAAAGAACAGACUGAAAGUAUUGAUCAUGGCAAGGCUCAUUCCAGCCAGGGCAGCCAACAGUCUCCAAAACCAUCUGUCAUCAAAAGCAGAAGCCAUGGUAUCUUCCCUGACCCAUCCAAGGACAUGCAGGUUCCCACCAUUGAGAAAUCCCACAGUAGUCCCGGUAGCUCGAAAUCCUCCUCCGAAGGCCACCUGCGCUCUCACGGACCGUCGCGCAGUCAGAGCAAAACCAGCGUCACCCAGAGCCACCUGGAAGAUGCAGGGGCUGCCAUAGCUGCUGCCGAAGCCGCAGUGCAGCAGCUCCGCCUGCAACCAAGUAAAAGACGCAAAUAAAUUCCUCAGCAUGGCAGCUUAAUGUUCAUCUGUCGCCUCUCUCUCCUGCUGUCCUUCCCCGUUCGCUUUCCGUGUUCUGGCAGACCCUGCUCCCUCCAUCCUCUGUCCCUCUGUCCGUGUCACAACAGUACCAAGACAUAAAUCUGCUCUUUCUUACUUCGAUUUUUCGUUU
Molecule: messenger RNA, 14947 nt
Organism: Neomonachus schauinslandi (Hawaiian monk seal)
Lineage: Eukaryota; Metazoa; Chordata; Mammalia; Carnivora; Phocidae
Gene: PCLO
Product: piccolo presynaptic cytomatrix protein
Biological process (GO): presynaptic active zone assembly; protein localization to synapse
Cellular component (GO): GABA-ergic synapse; cytoskeleton of presynaptic active zone; axon
Molecular function (GO): metal ion binding; structural constituent of presynaptic active zone; protein binding
Source: RefSeq, a predicted model, not a curated record